AUGACCGAAAACCCUGUGCCGCUGCCAACGCAAGUCGCGGCUCCUAGUCAGACCUCCCUCACCUCUCCCGCUAUUGUCCCCCUUGCCAAGGAGGACGCAGAUCCCAGCGCUGCGAUUGGCGAGGAAGAACCGUACACCAUCAAGUGUAUCUGCAACUUUUCUGACGAUGACGGAAACACCAUCUACUGCGAUACUUGCGACACAUGGCAGCACAUUGACUGCUUUUACCCCGACAACAGGGACGAGGCUAUCCGCGAGGACUUUGCCCACUCGUGUGCAGAGUGCAAGCCUCGCCCACUUAAUCGCCAAAAAGCCAUCGAACGAACCCUAAGAUUAAAACAUGUCACCGUGCAAGAAGAGGAUUCGCCCGAAAAGAAGGCCAAGAGACCACCCUCGACCAAGAACGGCAAGAGGCGACCAAAACCCUCUGAGUUGUCCUUGAACGCACCAAACGGCACACUCGAGGACAGCAAACAACCAAACCCGGCCGUCGACAACCAAGCCAAAAAAUCAAAACCUUCUCACAAGACAUCACAAUCUGUCAGCUCACAGCCGUCAAAGCGCAGCCCCUCCUUUGCCAACCCUCCCUCUAAUCCCGCACACCCUCCCAGUCCUGCCACAACUCCUCCCGACCUCCCGGACGACUUCCAAAUCCAUCACUACUCCGCCGGAUUCUAUUCUCUCUACAAUGAACACGACGUACCCGAUACUCAUAAUAAUGCCUUUGCCAGUCUGGCCAUCCCCACUGCUCUGUCGCGCUGGUUGCGAGAGCCCGACGUCAUGAAGCAAGAGGUUGGCCGUACCCAUGCCGAUGUCUUUCAAGAUGAGCCGGCCAAUUCCAAUGACAAGAGACCAAAGCUCGAAGUCAAAGACGCCACUCGCUCCUUGGAGCAAGGCACAACGCUGCGAUGGCGUUCCGUCAAGUCCACUGCGCCCAUAGAAAAGGAUGUGCCUCUGAUAGAACUUAACGGCGAGAUUGGCUUCCAAAAAGACUAUUGUGCCAACCUGGAGAACCUCUGGGCUGAUUUAUCAUCGCCACUCCCUUUCGUCUUCUUCCACCCGGUCCUGCCGCUCUACAUUGACACGAGAAAAGAAGGCUCUCUUGCGCGUUAUGUGCGCCGCAGCUGCAAGCCCAACGCUCAACUCGAUACAUACUUGUCUGGGGGUUCAGAAUAUCACUUUUGGCUCGUUAGCGACCGCUACAUUGCUGCCAAUGAACAAAUCACAUUGCCAUGGGACUUUCGGCUGGAAAAGAGCGUCUGUGCAAGAUGGCUCCACCUCCUGGGAUUGAGCGACGAUGAGAGCGCGACACAAAAUGAAACAGAAUUAGAAGAGUCGGAAUACAUCGCCAUCUCCAAUUGGAUCGACCGCAUUCUCUCGGAAUACGGCGGCUGCGCCUGCGAUCUCGAAAACAACUGCGCAUUCGCCCGCUUUCAUAGACACUACUUCCAUGUCCGCGGCCAUGGCCGUCCAAACAAGAAAAAGUCUCGAAAGUCUCGCAAUCAUACCGUAUCCCCAACCAGCACUGGCCACGCCACCAACAGUCGCGCUGCCAGUGAGGGCCAUGGCGACGAAAUGGCUGAUAACCACGCGAGAUUCGAAACACUUUCCUUGACCAGCAAGCCUGCCAGCCGGGACCCAACACCAGUGCGACAAGGGUCCUUUGAUCAGCUUGGAAUACUCACGGAGCCUACGGAUCGCGACAAGCGCAAAGUUGCCAUGGUAGAGGACUCAUUUCGCCGUAUGGAACAGCAACCUCCACCACGAAAAAAGAAGCGUAUAUCUGAUGGCACAUCCUCCUCAAAGUCGAAGCCUCGCUCCGCCUCCUCGGUAUCCGGCGGCUAUGUCGACGCAGGAACCUCGAGGAGCAAGACUGGAUCGCCUGCCAGCUCUUUAUCCCCCAACCUCGCCUCGGACUCAUUCAAGAGUCCCACAUUGGUACAACGGCCUCGCCAAUCGUCUUCCGGUUCUCGACCGUCAUACUGUGACGUAGGAGUUCAAACGGAUCCGGUUGAAGGCGAGUGGUUCAGCGAGCCCACUCGAUUGCCAGCGCCAAAGAAGAAGAUCAUCUCGCUAUCCCGUCGACUACUUAACAAUCGGUAUCGCAUCAAGGCUGAGGACACCGCGGAGCAAAAGCCGAAAAUCACUGAUAGCUCCCCGAAAAAUGCAAUGGAAAUCGACCCUCCCAUCAAUGACUCCGCAGAGUCCGAUUUCAAAGCUGACACACAAGAAGAACCUCCCCAGUCAGAUAGAACCAUGCUGGACGCCCCCGCCCUACCGCCAGAGGGUGUGAACGGCACGGCUGCUACGGCUGACACGGCUAGCAAGAUCAAGACGCCCGACUUGCGCGUGCAGAUGCCGCCAGUUCCGACGUUUGAUAGUAGCGGACUGUCGGCACCUAUGGGUACGACUCCCUUGUCAGCACCUAACUCGGCGGCACUGUCGUCUUUCGCAAUCAAUGGCAUGCCCAGCCCCUUCCAGCAAUUAGCAUUCAACAGUGCCAUCGCUAAGCAAAGUCCUGUUAAGAAGAAGCUUAGUUUAAGCGAUUACACUAAGAGCCGGAUGAAGAAGGGUAGCACCAAGGACUCCAGCGGGCCUGGAUCUCUCAGGUCGGCUCUUUCGAGCCCAGAGGAUAUCAAAGUUGAAAUGACUACAGAGCCCCAAGGCAUCGAGACAAUGGAUGAAGGCCAAUCCUUACCAAACGCGAGCUCGAACGGUGUCGUCUAG
Molecule: messenger RNA, 2727 nt
Organism: Cordyceps militaris CM01
Lineage: Eukaryota; Fungi; Ascomycota; Sordariomycetes; Hypocreales; Cordycipitaceae
Product: PHD finger and SET domain protein, putative
Exons: 1
Coding region: 1-2727 (908 amino acids)
Molecular function (GO): protein binding
Source: RefSeq, a predicted model, not a curated record